CAGACAUGGAACAUCUUUUCUUGUUUUUCUUGUACCUCUGUAGCAUGUUCAGCUCACAUUUUGCUGCCUAUGGUAGCGUGAUGAACAGGCAGAAUGACAGGCGCAAUCUAUUUGCAGAGAGAGGCUGCUGUAAAAGACAAAGCAAUUUUGUUUAUAUUGGACAAGAUAUCUCUGUUAGUCCAGUAAGUGUGGAUGUUGGACUGUGCAGGUCUCAUUGCGGUGUUCCCCAAAGAAUAAAUGCGUACAAUCAGGCAUUGCCUGGGCUUGCAAAGCAUUCUUCCAUGCUGGAUAUCCUGAAAAAUAAAAAGCUGCGUGAAAGGGUUCCAGACCCAAAUCCUUCUUCUGGAUCAGAACCUUCUUGUCCCCAAGAGUACACCUGUCAACCCACCAAAGUUGGGAUUGAAAGAGUCCUGUUAUUCCAGGGAAUCCAAGAAGUGGAGGUGAUAGAGGACUGCCAGUGCAGCCUGAUUCCAGAAGAUUGCAUCAGAAUGCCAUUUCUGAAGACAUUUUUUCCAGAUUCUCCCUUUGAAUCAACAGUGGAUGUAGGAAAGUGUUCCAGUCCUACAAAGACCACAGGACUCCUGUGUUCCCCAACUAAAUUUGACACUGUGGUUGUUGAAAGCCCAAAUGGAGCGGAAAUUGUGCAGACUGUGGAAAAUUGUGAAAUGAAAGAGAACUGUUACCGAAUCAGCUACCUGGAAUAUUACUAUGAAGUAGUGUACCAUUCUAAUGGCAGCAAAGAGGAGAGGGUAAAGGAAAUUGAUGUAGGAAGGUGCUUAGGAGGCUGUUCAUCAGGAAGCCAUUGUCUACUCAGGGAUUCCCGUAACAGAGAUCAUUGUAUAGUGUGGGCAGAAGGCUCGGGCAAUGGAUGUGUCCCUCAAGAUUACGAGACACACACAUUCAGGAGCAGGAAUGGACACAUACGUUCUGUGUUUGCAAUCAAGACCUGCAAGUGCCAAAUGUAGAGAAACAUUCUUUUUUUAUUUAGCAUUUUUCAAUCUAGUAGAUUUCUAUCUACUGAAAAAUAUGGAAUUGCUACAAUUAAACUAGUUACCUAAGCACUGUCAUCAAUGGUACUGAGCUGCAGAUUCUCUGCUACUUUUUGGUGAAGAAAAGGGCACUUUAAUUCUCUUUAAAAUGUGCCUACAUGUCUGGCACAAGGAUUAAAAUACCCCUACAUAAAUGGUUAUCAUUGCUUAGUGGUCAAUAAUGGCCUUUUAGGUUUUGAGGUUUUGGGGCUCAAAGACUAUCCUGUGCGAGGACAUAUUUUUUAUUGUGAGGUCUUGAACUCAAGCAACUAUAUCUUAUAUCUUCUAUAUAAUUUUACUGUAGUUGUACUUGAGAAGUUCCAGAGGAGUUUAAAAAGAACAUUACCAAAGCACCAUUUGUACAUAGACACUUGGGCAUAGAAAUACAACUCAUCAAUUGAUUGAAUCUGGAAGUUUGUAUUUGACUUAAUACAAAAUGCUUCAAAACAGAUUUUUCCAAAAUACAAAAUCUGUACCAGUACCAUUUUAAAUCUGAGCACAAACAUCAAACAGCAUUGUCUGAGAAUUUCUAAGAUUCCUAUUGUCCAGUUCUACUAGGGCUCUGGCACAAAUGAUAUUCCAAAACCAGCAUUCCAGUCUUUUCCCUUUCUGUCAUUCCUUGUGACAUUGUGAGCACCCGGUUCUCCCAACAAAUCGAAUAUGUUGCAAACUAAAAGCACAUUUAGCUGAAUCCCAAAUGAUAUUCUGCAUUCAAUGCAGCCCAUUUAAAAAGAAAAAAAGUAUUUUUGUCUUUUGUAUAAAGCUAUACUAUAGAAAUAUAUACUGUAAAACAAAUAGUUGUACAUUUGUAUAUAUUAUUGUAUAUAAGAUUUGUAUAUACUGUACAUGCAACCAAUUGAAAUGUUUUUAUUAAAUUCCAAUAUUUAUAUAGAUGACUGAAUACCAUAUAAAAGCAUGUAAAUAAAUAUAUGUUGUCAAGAUUUUUGCAAAUAAAAUUGAUGUCACAGUUA
Xenopus laevis (African clawed frog) is the source of this 1999-nucleotide messenger RNA. It is a transcript of the gene pnhd.L, whose product is annotated as pinhead L homeolog. Lineage: Eukaryota; Metazoa; Chordata; Amphibia; Anura; Pipidae. The record is from RefSeq and is marked provisional.